This is a messenger RNA of Exophiala viscosa, 1104 nucleotides long. RefSeq lists its product as uncharacterized. The record is from RefSeq and is a predicted model, not a curated record. Lineage: Eukaryota; Fungi; Ascomycota; Eurotiomycetes; Chaetothyriales; Herpotrichiellaceae. The transcript has 2 exons. Gene Ontology annotation, molecular function: oxidoreductase activity. The coding region runs from base 382 to 948 and encodes 188 amino acids.
CCGUUCGCUAUGAUAAUGGCCCUUUACCCUCCUAGUGUGUCAGUGCUGACGAGUCCUCGUCAACAGAUAUGAACGGACCAGCCUGACGCAACGGAUGGGAUUCGAAACGCGACACGUGUGGUACCAGACGGAUUGGGAGGCGGUGUCCAAGAACCCCGAAGUGUUGAAAUUUCCUCAGCCGGCCUGGCUGAAUGGUAUAGAUGCGGGCGACUAUGCGACCCGGAGGUGCGAAGAGGUCGUUGCACACCUAGAGGGUGGUGCUCCGUUCGCCUCGACCAACAUCCCAGAUGGCUUCGUACAUGAAGACUGGACGAUUGAGGAAAUGCUUGCCCAUGAAGGCAAAAAGGGCGAUUUCUACAAGACCAGGUAGCCGCCGUAUGGAUGACUGGGAAGAAUCUAUUAACCCCCACAUCAGUAUCGAUGAUUCUGGUCCGGAGCCUCGGAACGGCUCAGGCCGCACCUCCAUUUUUACCUCGUGUAGACAAAGAUCAUAAUGAAGUCGCUCCUGUACAGAGUCCAAGCUCAUCGACUGCUUCCUCUCCUGAAAUCUCAUACAACAUGUCCACCCAAGAUGAUAAAACCUCUUCUGGGCCAGUUACGAUCCUUGCUCUCGUGACUCGAAAACAAAGCCUCACCACUCAAGAAAUUCACAAGUACUGGAUCGACAAGCAUGGCCCUCUCGUGGGACCUUUUCUCUCCAAGAUGGGAGCCCUCACCUAUCGCCAGUUUCACGUAGACCCUGCGACCACUUCGGUUCCCUACGACGGAAUUGUGCAACUAGAGCUUCCAUCGAUGGAAACAUGGGCCAAGCUCUCAAGCGACCCGUUUUACGAAGAGGUCGUCAUGCCGGAUGAAACAAAAUUCUUCGAAACGGAUAAGGUCGUCCUGGUCACGGGCCGGAAUUAUUCGGUGGUGGAGAAUGGACAAUUUGUACUUGAAAGCAAGUAAUUGAGACCAUCUGUAAUCUGGCCCACUAGGAGUCAACUCCCCGACAGAUCGGGAGAUAGACCUAGUCUGAGUAUCACAUGGCGGAGCGACCCCGAGUAUCAUGACCCCGGACGGAUGGGUUAGCCGCAAUGUAACUAGCGGGGAACAAUAAGAAGG